This is a messenger RNA of Cyprinus carpio (common carp), 6850 nucleotides long. Its product is annotated as suppressor of cytokine signaling 5-like. Gene Ontology annotation, molecular function: 1-phosphatidylinositol-3-kinase regulator activity. Gene Ontology annotation, biological process: cell surface receptor signaling pathway via JAK-STAT; intracellular signal transduction; positive regulation of proteasomal ubiquitin-dependent protein catabolic process. The record is from RefSeq and is a predicted model, not a curated record. Gene Ontology annotation, cellular component: phosphatidylinositol 3-kinase complex. Bases 323 to 2182 code for a protein of 619 amino acids. The transcript is spliced from 2 exons. Lineage: Eukaryota; Metazoa; Chordata; Actinopteri; Cypriniformes; Cyprinidae.
AAUCAUUCAUCCCUCGGCACUCAUGCAUUAUCUCGAGUCUCCACGUUUUCAGGGUGGCAACCGAGGCAACGCUCUUCCAAUCUGCAAUCUCACUGGUUGGCCACCACGCUCGUCACUCCCCAUCCGUCGGAAGUGCGUUCUCGUCCUGCGUCUCCCUACAGUCUGAACCCGCCUGCGAGCUCGCGCCGUCGGCCUCCUCCUCACGCCUUUGCUAGGUUUGUCCAGCAGAAGUACGGGUUUGGUGGAGCGGAGAUCUGGCCUUGGAUUAUGCUGCCAUUCCAACCGACCAGAACGAUGUGGGAUUCAGUUGCUCUCCUGUUUUAUGAAAGCCGACCUCAGGAAUGAGCACUUCUGCUCCCUCGCUCGUGAUUUAUUCGCCAGGACUGAGCGUAUUCGGGACAGUAGCGAGUCUAACAGCUUUAACAACCUUCAGACAAAAGACGGCUGCGAAGUAAUAUUCACAAAUAAAAGGGGUAGUUGUCUCCAUUGUAUGGAGAAAGUGGGCAAGAUGUGGGGUAACCUCAGGAAUCGAUGCCAAGCCCUCUUCCACAACGAUGGCUCAGAGUCCCAUCUGUGUAACCAGGAUUUUGAUUGCGUCCACUGUGUGGUAGACUUGGGUAUGGGAGCACAUGCAGAACCCUAUGAAACUAGGUCUUCCACACCCUCACGAACAUUGUCACUCCUCCCACUGGUUACUGGAGGACGCAGAGGCCAUAACUGUGUGGCAGACAUUCCCCAGAUAGUAGAAAUCUCCAUUGACAAAGAAAGCGAGGAUGCACUGAUGGGUCCACUUAUCCGUAGGGACUCCUAUUCACGUCAUGCUCCAUGGGGAGGUAAAAAAAAGCAUUCUUGCUCAACUAAAACACAAAGUUCACUUGAGGCUGACAGGCGAACAGGACACUCAAGAGGAAGUACAGCCAGGAGGGAGCGUCGAUAUGGAGUUAGCACUAUCCAAGAGAUGAAUGAUUCUGUAGGAGCUGGCAGCAGUGGGUGCAGCCUUAGUACCCGUUCUCUACGACAGCGACUUCAGGACACUGUAGGCUUGUGCCUUCCACUCCCCACACAUCGCCACUCUCAGUCAGCCAAAGGCCAAGUGUCCUCCAAACGUAAGAUCCACCUCACUGAACUGAUGCUUGAAACAUGCCCUUUCCCACCCGGUUCAGAUCUGGCCAACAAGUGGCACCUAAUUAAGCAACAUACAGCGCCAGUCAGCCCUCAUUCCUCAACUGCUCUUUUGGAUGUGUUUGAUUUAGCGCAUCCAUCCCCUGAAGAUGAGGAGGAGAGGCUGCGUGAACGGCGUAGACUUAGCAUAGAGGAAGGAGUGGAUCCCCCUCCAAAUGCGCAGAUCCAUACGCUGGAGGCAACUUCACAGAACUCUUCCCUCUAUAAACUGGGACCAAAGAUGGCUCCUGGUGUUGGAGAAGGCCUUGGGGAGGGCAGAAGUCUGGGAACAGUCUCCGCCAUUUCUGGGGGGGUAUCAGGUAUUGUCGCACAGGUUUCAGCAAGUAUGGCAGUGUCAUCCCACACUGUUGACUGUGACUCUGAGGAAGACUCAACUACUCUUUGCUUACAGACACGAAAGACCAAGCAGAGGCAUGCUUCUGGGGACACACACUGCUCCAGACAACCCGGGCCUUGGAAGGUCCACACACAGAUUGACUAUAUCCAUUGUUUGGUGCCUGACUUACAGGCCAUAACUGCUCUUCCUUGUUAUUGGGGGGUGAUGGACCGGUACCAAGCAGAAGCACUGCUGGACAGACGACCAGAGGGCACCUUCCUGUUACGUGAUUCUGCACAGGAGGACUACUUGUUUUCUGUUAGUUUUCGACGCUACAAUCGUUCAUUGCAUGCACGCAUUGAACAAUGGAAUCACAACUUUAGCUUUGAUGCGCAUGACCCCUGUGUCUUCCACUCUUCCACAGUAACAGGCCUGCUGGAGCACUAUAAAGACCCUAGUGCCUGUAUGUUCUUUGAGCCCCUGCUUACUUCUCCCUUACACCGGACUUUCCCUUUCAGCCUUCAGCACCUGGCACGAGCCGCCAUCUGCAGACACACCACCUAUGAUGGCAUUGGUGCCCUGCCACUACCUCCAACCAUGCAGGACUUCCUGAAGGAGUAUCACUACAAACAGAAAGUCCGUGUGCGCUGGCUAGAGAGAGAGCCACCACUCAAGGUCAAAUGAGGUCUGGCUCUGCAAACGAGAGAGGCAGAAGUGUGGGCAAGAGCUUAGCCGCCAGAGUAUGUGGCUCAUAUUAUCCAACAUACAGCUGGCUUUAGACACACGGCAACAGAGGAUGUUAUGAACUUCCAGCAGUUUUUUUAUUUUUUAUUGGUUAAUACUACGCAUGGAAUCCAUACAUGUUUCAGUGCAGUACAUUCUGUCAAGCUAGCUUAUUUGCUGAAUUGUCAAGCAUGGUGGGAAUGAGAUGGACUUAUUCUCUCUGCUCUUUUAUCUUAUGACCUUAAAUCCUUUGGCUCUCUACUAGCCUGCCCACAUGCCCCCUGCAUUCUAUCUUCUAGUGUUUUACACUAUUUUGAGCAGUGAAACUGAGUGUUGUCACAUUAACUAGCCUAUUUUUUCCAGGCAAAUGGAUGACAUCUACAGAAGCUUAGUCCAGUGAUAAAAUAUAUUCAAGUAAUCUUGGGUGUCUUCAUACUUGAUUAUCUGAUACUCUCUAAAAUUUAAUGUUAAAUAUCUAGUCAUGUUAACUGUAUGCCUAUUUGCUAAGUCAUGACUAAUUUAUCAACAAUACCUUCAAGAUACCUUACAGUGAUCUCCUACAACUAUCAAGUUCUCUGAGGCAGCACUUGUUAAGCCAUGUGUACAUGGACAGGAUCACAGAUACACAGCACUCUCAGCACUAAGCAUGCUUUAUUUUUAAAAUUGAGGCAGACAGAAGUGAAAGGCAUGAAAUAAUUGCGGGGAGGCGGGAGCGCAGUGUGCCAUAUGAUAGAGGGGACAGAUUAUUUAAAACUAGGCUCUCUUGUAGUGUCAUAUUCCAGCAUAAUCCUUGUUUUAAACAAUCUAUUUUACUAUUUUCUGUUUUUAUCAGCGACAGUCUAAAAUGACAUAUGGCACUUUAAUUGUUGUUUGUGUACCGCACAAUGACUUAUAGACUCAAGUACAUGCAUAUAAACCGAUAACAUUGUCUGUGUGGUUUUUUUAUGGACCUUAUUCAUAGAAUGUCAAUUUACCCCAUAUUCUUAGCACGAGUCACCCAAAAUUUAUGUUAGUGUCAAGUGUCUCUUACCUUGCCUGUGCAUAUGUCCUCGAGGCUAUAUUUUAGCUAACAUGGUUAUAUACGCAACAGCUGAAAGUGGACCGAGAAAGUCCUCUGUAAAACUUGUGUAGAUACCUCUUAAGAUUGUUUUCACUUGAGAUAUUGUUGGAACACAGACAGAUGCCAUCACCGCGUAUAUAUUUAAUGUUUAUUGGAUUAAUGUCCAGUUAUGUUAUAAAGUUUGGUUGGUUCCACUUGAUAAUGUUGCACUUUUAUUCAUUAUGAAGCACGCAGCUAUGCUUCCCUCAUCAUAAUUGUAUGCACUAGUGAUUGAAAUUCCCUGAACACUGUAAAAUAUAGUUACAAAACUCUAUACUUUUGAUGUGCUUGGUCUUACCCAAAAAUUCAAAUAAAGCCAACAAAAUCAUACUAAUAUAUAUUUAAUAUCAGAUGUUCAGCAUUACAAUUGGUACAAUUGGUUGCAUUUGGGUGUUUGAGGAUCAGCGACCAAAGAUGUGCAUCUUUAGGUUGUUAUUGUGAAUGAGAAAUCUUCCACCAUGCCUCUUGAUUAUUUAUAUUGAGUUCAAUGAGUUAAUUAUAGUGUCCAGUUUGCUGGCAGAGUAGCACCCAUUUUGAAGCCAUUUAUUUGAACUGCAAUUAAAUCCACAAUUAAACUCUUUCAGAAUACGCCUCAGGUGUCACUUAAAGGAAGGCAUUUUGUUAAUUUUAGAACUUUUUUUUCUACUCUAUUUUUCCACUUGAAUGACCUGAAUAAAUACUCAAAACAACCAUCUUAAAAUUUCUUCCACCCUGCACACUGUAUGCUCUGUAUACAGGCUCAUUUUAUGUCAACUGUGUAGUGGUACACGUCAGAUGAUGUCAUCUGCUUUCAAGACUUCAACUUUGAGAAUAAUAUACCUUUCAUUGAAUUUAUAUACAAAAUAUGAGCACUUGGUCGCAGCUAUCAGUUUAACAGCCUCUCCCCGAGCCAUACUUAAAGAAAAAACGUCUAAAACCAACCUGGUUUUAGUAGGUCUCCUAAGGUUUAGACACUUUUCAGUUGGUCAUGCUAGGAGACCAGACUGCCCAAUUGAAGACCGGCUUAGCCUAAACCAGCUAAGACAAGCUUAUAAUAUUUAAAUUUGACAACUGUUGUUUCCCAGUUUUUGUGGCAAGUCAAUGUCAAAAAAGUAACAUGGUGUUACCAUGUUUAUUAGGAUAUGGUAACAUGGUAAUUCAAAGGAAUUUGGACAUGUACCAUCACAGUGCCAUGUUUUUUUUCAGAACAUGUACCAUAGUUCUUCUAUGGUAUUCUAUGACGUUCUGUGAAGUAUAAUAGUAUGUGGCAAAAUACAAUGGUGUGGCUAUAAUCUGGUACCACCACAGUACCUUUUUAUAAAGAAAUGCUCAUAACGCUAAUCUGAGGAAAUUUUUCCCUAUUGUAAAUUCUCAACGAUGCUGAAGGCGUUCAGCAGAAAUUCGUGAUGCUCUUUCCCAUUUCAGGAAUGAGUUCAAAUGAUGUAACCCACUGCAUUUAUGACAGAAAGCUUCAUUUUCAAGGGUGUUGAUUCGAGGGCUGUUAAACGCUUAGCGAUAGCCUGGUCCUCACCAAAUCCUUUGGAUGUUUUUAAACACUGAGGCAAACUCAUGCAGUCAUUUGGGACUUUGUAUGGCACUGCACAGUGAGCGAGUCUCUCCUGGCAGAAUUACACCCUGCCCUGACUUACAGGCACUAAUCACAGGCUAAAUUUAAUAUGCUAGCCUCUAAAUUUACCACCUGCUAAAAGGACCAUUCUGUGUUUCUUGAUGGGUGCUGUGAAAAUAGAGAAGAGAGGUACUUUUUGCUCUAAUUUUUCCUCUUCCUCCCAGGUCUGACCACAUCCUCAGCAUCACCCUCUUUCUUGGGUAUGUAGUGCUGAAAGCAGUGAGCGUGUUGUUUGUUUAGUCUGGAUACUAGCUAAAGUUAGCAUUAGCAAGAGGCUAACACACACAGUGCUCCAUUGAGAAACACUGAGUCCUGCAAGGAAUGGGGCUUGGUUUGAAACCGCAGUCGUUUUUUUGUUAAUAGUUUAGAGAAAGUGUUAUGAGGGAAGUGUAACACACCAAACUAAUCCAACACAGUGUUCUUCAGUAACUCAAGCCUGGUUUAUUGCAUUCAAAAUAGUGCAGAUAAAAUAGUAACAGUGGGACUGCAGAAGUCAACAAAGAUUCCAGUGAGGGGUCUUGUUUUGAGACUUCUGUGAGCUGUGUCUUGUGCUUAUGGCCUGAGGAUGCUUUGUCCUUGUCUUCAUGAUUAACAACUUGAUCAUUUUGAAACCGCUUCUCUAUAUGGAGGAGUCUGAUGUUCUUUUUGCCCUUUUUCCCCAUGGGAAAUUUCUUAUGUCAGCCACCGUAGCACAUACUGACCAUAUGACCUUGUCAAGUAGACCAUGCCUGCAAGCUAGCCGGUGAAAAAACUGCUUCAUACAUGCACGCAUAUUCAAAUGUACCCAUAAAUGUUAAAUGUUGGGAUGUACUAGUGAAUUAUAGAGUGGACUUUAUGCUACAGACUGUGGCAGGGCAGCAACUGAUCUUGAACUUACUAAUCCUUCUGUUUAGAUCAUAACUCUUUUAGCUCUACUUUAGUGUCAAUGUGUAAAGUUCUUGGGCCUCAUUUAUGAAACAUGCAUAAAACCAUCCUUAAUGCGAAAGCAAGAUCAUUGCUGAAUAUUGAAAAGGAGAUGAUAACAAAAAGUUGUUGUCAGGUUUCUGCCCAUAGCCAUUGCAAAAUAUGUGGAUUUUCCUAUAUAUUUUGUCAUUUAUUUAUUAAUUUAGUCAUUUUACACUUAAAAGUCUUCAGACGACUUAGUCAGCAAACAUGCUUUUUACUUGGUUUAUAUAUAAAAACACUGCCGUGACAGUUUUAGCCUUUGUAAAUCCCAAUUUGUUCCUACACAGGAUCAAAUCCAUGGACUUUAGGAUUCAAUCUGAACUUACAUGGCUUUUUUUAAAUGAGGCCUUUGAUCUUUUCGAAUUUGGUGCCAAAAUAUGAUGUGAAAGGAGUUGAAUAAUAGUUUUAUGCAAGCAGAGUAGCAUUUAACGAAUUGUUAUUUUUUACAUAAAUUGAAUCUCUAAUACACAUUGAGUGUGAUGUAACCAUGGUUGCAAUCUUAUGUCACUUUAAUGCUAUAUGUGCACGCUUGUAGCAGUAUGUAUGUGGGCGCUGUGGUGACAGGGCUUGACGAUGAUGGAGGCUAAUGGUUGUCAUUCUGCCUCCUCGACCGCCUUAUACCUUCUGACCAAUCGCAACAGCCUUCUCAGCUAACCAGCCACAGACUAACUGAUCUCUAAUAAUACAGUAUCACCAAAUAUUGUUCGCUGUUCCCUUCGAUCUUCUUCUCAUAUUAUUAACUAAUAUCUGAGAGGUGUUUUUUAGAAAACAAUGAUGUUCACAUUUUAGUUUGUGUUUUGUUUGACUUCUGAAUAUUUUCUUGUACUCUGUUUUGUUUUCUUUGCAUAGCCUGUUCAUUGUCACAGCCAAUGCACUUGUAGAUGUCACUCUUGGUGCUUUGUGAAUGCUUCAUUGUCUUAAUAUUAUUAAUAAAAUUUUGAGUGUAUUCCAUGAAGUAAGUAAAUAUGAUUACAAAUUG